ACAUUUUUUAAAAGAACAACAACAAAAAAGAAACAAAUUAAAACUUAAUUAAAAUGAAGUCGGAAAAACUCAAGAGAAACUUUUGGAUAUCGGCUGAAAUCGAGUGUAUGCUCGACUUGAUAAAGGAAGUUAACAACUGUCAAGGAGCCUUGUCCACGAGCACCACCCAAUACACAUUCAUCCAAAUCGCCAACCAGAUGAAAAAGCGAGGUUUUCCAAAUAAGUCUCCCACUCAAAUCCGGAGAAAAUGGUUUCAAAUGAAGAGUGCUUAUCUGUGUUACAAGAAGGGCAACGUUGAUCGACUUUUUCUGAUUCCCGAGAAAUUCCGUAAUGUCAUCGCCCAGUUUGUAGAAAGCGGUGAAAAAAUUGGUCGUUCGAACCUAUCCACAAUCUCGACGGGAACGGCUCCAAUAAUGCAACAAAGCCAGGAAGUACUUCCAGAGGAAGACACUUCCGUCAUGGAUAAAUUCAUGAAUCAAAUCCGUAAGAACAAUAAAAUGAUAAAUAACGAGUAUAUAAAGCUGGAGGAAUCGCUACAACAAUUUGAGCAGAAAUGUCAAUUUAUUCGAGACAGGAAUAUGAUAAAGCUUAUCGAUGGUUAUUAGCUAACUAUGUUUUAAAUUCUGUACAAACUAGAAUAAUUAUCUUAAG
Drosophila takahashii is the source of this 651-nucleotide messenger RNA. RefSeq lists its product as uncharacterized. The record is from RefSeq and is a predicted model, not a curated record. Lineage: Eukaryota; Metazoa; Arthropoda; Insecta; Diptera; Drosophilidae.